AUGGUGGAUAUUCGGAGAGGCUUUUACACAGACCAAAGCGCCAUCGUCAAGAAUGCCACCCCCCGCAAUGCCCCCUCUCCCUUUGACCCACUCGACGGCUUCUCAAGACGCCACAAUGGACCCUCUUCCCAGGAUGUCGAACAGAUGCUGAAGACUGUCAACGCGCCUUCGCUCGACAAGUUCGUGCUGGACGUCUUACCGAAGGAUAUUUUGAGCAAGAAAGACUUGGAUAUCAAUGGCCCCGCUUUCGACGAUAGGCCUGAGGGCUACUCAGAGACGGAGAUCUUGACCAGAUUACGGGAGAUUGCAAGCAAGAACAAGGUGGUGAAAAGCUAUAUUGGCUGCGGAUAUGCGGGGACAAAAGUGCCUGAGGUCAUCAAGAGAAAUGUCCUGGAGAAUCCAGCAUGGUAUACCAGUUAUACGCCAUAUCAGCCAGAGAUCAGUCAGGGCAGACUGGAGUCAUUGCUGAACUUUCAAACUGUUGUGACCGACCUCACUGGUCUUGCCAUCGCCAAUGCUUCCGUGUUGGAUGAGCCCACUGCUGCCGCAGAGGCAAUGACGCUGUCAAUGAAUGCUGUGCCAGCGUCUCGUCAGAAACGCCCCAACAAGACUUUCCUCGUUUCACAUCUUUGCCAUCCACAGACUAUCGCUGUGCUAUAUUCACGCGCAGAAGGGUUCGGCAUCAAGAUCGUUGUUACAAAUGUGCUAGCGGAUGACUACAAGCAGGUCAAGGAGACAGGAGAUGAUCUCAUCGGUGUUCUUGUACAAUAUCCUGAUACCGAGGGUGGUGUCGAGGACUUCCAGGGGCUCUCAGAUCUGGUACAUCAGCAUAAAGCCACCAUGAGUGUAGCGACAGACUUGCUCUCGCUUACAUACCUAAAGCCACCGGGAGAAUUUGGUGCUGAUAUUGCUUUUGGAAAUGCACAGCGUCUGGGUGUGCCCUUCGGAUAUGGAGGACCCCAUGCGGCCUUUUUUGCUUGCGGAGAAAAGCAAAAGAGGAGGAUUCCUGGUCGCUUGAUUGGUGUCUCCAAGGACCGUCUCGGGAACAAAGCCAUGAGACUUGCUCUCCAGACGCGGGAACAGCACAUUCGGCGUGAGAAAGCAACCAGUAACAUAUGUACCGCUCAAGCUCUCCUUGCUAACAUGAGUGCUUUUUAUGCGGUAUAUCAUGGUCCACAGGGGUUGCGAGACAUCGCGCUCAAAGCCCUGCAUGGCGCGAGGUUCCUAGAACAAGGAAUCCAGAUCCUUGGAGAGGGCAAAGAUGUCAAAGUCAAUGGAAGAAGCCAUGGAUCAGCAGCGAAGACGCUGUCUGACACUAUCACAAUCGAGCUGCCCCAGUACUUGCUCUCAGACCUCUUAAGACUCACCAAGGGAGAGAUGAACUUUCGCCAGCUAGGCAAGGGUCGCAUAGCUAUCACUGUAGACGAGACGGUCGAAAAAGUGGACUUAUUGCGCAUCUUGUGGGCUUUUGCCCGUAUACUCAAGGCCGAUCAGUCGAGUAUCAAUAAGCUAGAACAGGUCUUCCAUAGUACGUCUUACCAAGACAUACAGAUAGACGAGCUCUUCCAACGGCAAUCACCUUACCUCACCCAACCAGUCUUCAAUACGCAUCACUCAGAGACUCAACUCCUUCGGUACAUCCAUCACCUACAGUCGAAAGACCUGUCUCUUGUGCACUCCAUGAUACCUUUGGGCUCUUGCACUAUGAAACUCAACGCGACAACCGAGAUGGCCCCAGUCUCAUGGCCGGAAUUUUCUUCAAUGCACCCAUUUGCGCCCCUUGACCAAGCCGAAGGGUACACUAUGCUUAUCGAGGAACUCGAGAAAGAUCUAGCAGAGAUCACUGGUUUUGCUGCUGUUUCCCUCCAACCUAAUUCUGGAGCUCAGGGUGAGUUCACUGGACUCCGAGUGAUCCGCAAAUUCUUGGACCAAGGACCUGGGAGAAAAAGAGACAUCUGCCUCAUCCCCGUCUCAGCUCAUGGAACAAAUCCAGCCAGCGCGGCCAUGUGCGGCAUGCGAGUCCUGACCAUCAAAUGUGACCCCAGCACUGGUAACCUUGAUAUGCAAGACCUCAAAGAGAAAUGCGCCAAGCACAGCGAAGAAGUUGCCGCAAUUAUGAUCACCUACCCCAGCACCUUCGGCGUUUUCGAGCCAGGCGUAAAAGAAGCCUGCGAAAUUGUGCACUCUCACGGCGGCCAAGUGUACAUGGACGGUGCGAACAUGAACGCACAGAUCGGCCUAUGCUCUCCCGGCGAGAUCGGCGCGGACGUCUGCCAUCUCAACCUCCACAAGACCUUCUGCAUUCCACACGGCGGUGGCGGACCCGGAGUCGGUCCCAUAGGCGUGAAGUCUCAUCUUGCCCCCUUCCUUCCCGGCCACCCCUUCACCACCACUGCCGGUGGUGACAAAGCUAUUGCGCCUGUCAGCGGCGCACCCUGGGGCUCGGCAAGCAUCCUACCCAUUAGCUGGGCCUACAUCAAAAUGAUGGGCGGUCGCGGCCUUACUCACGCCACGAAGCUCUGCCUCCUCAACGCAAAUUACAUCCUUUCACGUCUAAAGCCGCAUUAUCCAAUUCUCUACACCAACAGCGCAGGCAGGUGCGCGCAUGAGUUCAUCCUCGAUAUCCGACCUUUCAAAGACACCGCAAACAUCGAAGCCAUCGACGUUGCGAAACGCUUGCAAGAUUAUGGAUUCCAUGCUCCCACUAUGUCGUGGCCUGUGGCUAAUACGCUCAUGAUCGAGCCUACGGAAAGCGAGGAUCUUGCUGAGUUGGACAGAUUUUGCGACGCGCUGAUUGAGAUUCGGGAGGAGAUCAAGGAGGUAGAGAAGGGGAAACAGCCGAGGGAGCAGAAUGUCUUGAAGAUGGCUCCGCACUCUCAGCGGGACCUUCUGACGGAUGGUAACUGGGAGAGGAGUUAUGGACGCGAGAAGGCGGCAUAUCCAUUGAAGUGGUUGAGGGAGAAGAAAUUUUGGCCGAGUGUCACGAGGGUUGAUGAUACUUACGGCGAUAUGAAUCUUUUUUGUACAUGUGCGCCGGUGGAGACGAUUGAUGGAAUGACUGGAGCUGCGGCCCCGGCGCCCACUUGA
Bacidia gigantensis is the source of this 3087-nucleotide messenger RNA. RefSeq lists its product as uncharacterized. The record is from RefSeq and is a predicted model, not a curated record. The coding region runs from base 1 to 3087 and encodes 1028 amino acids. Gene Ontology annotation, molecular function: glycine binding; pyridoxal phosphate binding; glycine dehydrogenase (decarboxylating) activity. Gene Ontology annotation, cellular component: mitochondrion; glycine cleavage complex. The transcript has 3 exons. Lineage: Eukaryota; Fungi; Ascomycota; Lecanoromycetes; Lecanorales; Ramalinaceae. Gene Ontology annotation, biological process: glycine decarboxylation via glycine cleavage system.